Molecule: messenger RNA, 3282 nt
Organism: Linepithema humile (Argentine ant)
Lineage: Eukaryota; Metazoa; Arthropoda; Insecta; Hymenoptera; Formicidae
Product: glucose-induced degradation protein 4 homolog
Biological process (GO): negative regulation of gluconeogenesis; protein targeting to vacuole; proteasome-mediated ubiquitin-dependent protein catabolic process
Cellular component (GO): GID complex
Source: RefSeq, a predicted model, not a curated record
CACAGGUAUGGGCGAUGCGCGACGGGUGCUCGUGCGUUCGUUUUGCGCGAGAAAUAAUAUCAACGUAGGCCUCGAUACGUUAAAUGACAAUCCGGUGCAUACGGUGACCACGAAACUGAUAUGUAAAUUCGUGCAGCCAACGUCGUCUGGGUUCGAGGCUCGCGUAUAAAAACGUUCAUAUAUCGCGGAUUACCGGCAGUCAUUGCGACACGGUCUCUCUAUCGUGAUAUGCGGGGCGCCGCGUCGCGCGCGUCGUCGUCGUCGUCGCCGCCGUCGCCGUCGUCGCCGUCGUGAAACAGCGAUUGGGUAUCGUGCUGCUGGUACGCUCGUCGGUGCGCCGCUCGAGGAUGCCGGUGAGGGUCGACGUGGUACCGCCGCCGCCCGCGAACUCCAAACAGCCGGGUGUCACCAAGUCUCUGCUCUACAACGGCUCGCGCUUUCAGGGCUCGCAGAAGUCCAAGGGCAACAGUUACGAUGUGGAGGUGGUUUUACAGCAUGUAGACGAAGAAAACAGUUACCUAUGCGGAUAUCUAAAAAUCAAAGGUUUGACGGAAGAAUUCCCGACGUUAACAACAUUCUUCGACGGUGAAAUUAUCUCCAAAAAGUAUCCGUUCUUGACCCGCAAGUGGGAUGCAGAUGAGGAUGUUGACAAGAAACAUUGGAGUAAAUUUGAAUCGUUCUGUCAAUACGCCAAAACAUUCAACUCUGACACGUUCGAUUACGAGGCAUUGAAGGGGACAGAUUUCGUAUUUAUGAGGUGGAAGGAACAUUUUUUAGUUCCUGAUCACACGAUCAAAGAUAUCAAUGGUGCCUCCUUUGCAGGAUUCUACUAUAUUUGCUUCCAGAAAUCUGCCGCCACGAUAGAAGGCUUUUAUUAUCAUCGUAGUUCUGAAUGGUAUCAGUCUCUGAAUCUAAGACAUGUUCCAGAACACAGUAUACAGAUUUAUGAGUUCAGGUGAAGUCGAUACUUUUGCUGAGAAAUCUUACGAUAUUCACAUCUUUUCUCUUUUAGCAUACAGAUCUCAUAAAAAAGUCACCCUAUAAAUUUCAUUAGAUAUUUCAUGAUAAAUGUGUUUAUUAAUUGUGACACUCCUCGCGGUACUGAAACAUUUACGGCAAGAUAAAAUGAAAACUUGUUAAUAUUCUUUUAAUUGACUAUAGAAUUGGACUAUAUAUGUCAUGAGGAAAAAUUAUGAGGAUUGGAGUGCCUAUAUUUCGUGAAUGAUGUGAAUUGAUUAUCUUAUUGAUUGAUUGUAAAAUUUUCUCGAAAUAAAUUAUGUGGUGAUUAUCAUUUUAAAUUAUUGGUGUUGAUUAUUCGGCAAUGCAAUAUAAAAAUUUUAGAAUAUUUGUUUAUGUUCAUUUUAUAAUGUGAAUACAUCAAACAUUCAAUAUUUUAAGUUACUGAAUUUUGAUCGUUUACUAAAACAUUGUGUAACGAAUAUGUGUGCAUGACGGCAUAACGUCAAAAUAAAUCGUUUUUAAGAAUUCAGUGAAAGCAAUAAAAAUAAUUAUGCCAUUUAUGAGUAAGAUUCUUUUUAUUCCAUGUUAGAAUAUUUUUAUGAGAUCUGUCUGCUAUAUAAUGAAAGAUCGGGUGUUUUAUUGUUGUUUGAAUGAAGCUGUAUGUAUGUCGUAAAAAAAAAAGAUGGAAAUGAGAUAAUCGCGAAAACUAUUUAAAGAAAGGAUCAAGCCUCUCGAGAUAUCGAGAGUUGAUCAAUAUAUUUUACGUUGGAGACAUUUAUUUAUUUAUUUUAUGCAGUCAAUCUCUUUGUCAGACUCUAAUGUUUUAUACAUAUAAAAUAUACGUAUACCUGAUUUUAACAAUAGAUACUAGACACAUGUUGGCUGUUCAUAAGACUUGUCUUCAUGUUUUAAUUGAGCAUUGAUGAAAUAUAUCAAUUCUCAUAGGGAAAUAGUACACUGUUGUGAUAAGCAUUAUCGUAAUGUAAGCAUAUGAUGUAUAUAAGUUUAUGAGCUGUAAUGACUAAUGUAUAGCUUAUCCGAGAUUUGUAUUGGCAUACUACAGCUUUCAUUUGCAUGUCGUGUUUACGAGACCGGUCUUAAUCAUCAGUGAUGUUGAUGUUUUAGACUAUAUUCUGUUCUAUAUUAUUUUCGAUAUUAUGUUUAUCAGCGUUGUUGACUAAUAAUUUUGUUUUUUUUUUCUUUUAUAUUUGUACUAAUAAUCUGUCUAAAUACUCAAAAAAAAACUAAUAGAGCGAUAUGCUUUUUACGAAGAAGCGCAUACCGAAUCUAAUUCGUGUAGCAAACAGUCACUUUGGAUAUCGGAAAACGUAGUGCAUAUAUGUAAGAUAUAUAUAUAUAUAUUUAAUAUAAUAUCAGACACCCUUAAGGGAGUACACUGACAUUGUUAAUUAUGUUAAGUCGAUCUUUACAAAAUAAUCUAUUGUUAUCAUGUCCUUUGUAAGCUAAUAUUGUUGUGUAUCGCGCGCGUCUUUCUUUAAGGAGAGUAUCUUUAUAUUAACAGUUAUUGAUAUCGUUCAUAAAACUGUGCAAAAUUUCACAUAUCGAUUGAUGAGUUGCAUUCUUUCAAUACAACGUCACAAUUUACUUUGCAAGCUGCGGAAUUCCGUUAACUUCGAAUCGAAUUUAGCUCGAGAUCUCGCUUUAACAAUAUACAACGGGAAGUAUAACAUUUAUUUUAUAACAAUCGGCGCAUUUCCUCCGUACUUGUUUACAAAGGGAUUGUUUGUUUUAUAUUACACGCAUAUGUCCAUAAAUAUUUGAUUUAUUUUUGCUAUACAACCGUACGUGCUUUAAACUGGAACACAGAAAAUAUAGUACUUAUAAUCGAAUAUAAAUCCGAGUCAGGUCACGAUUUAUUACACUACGAUUAGAACCACUGUAGUUCCAGUGGAAAUAUAUCGAUCAGUGAAAGUUGCAGUACUCAGAUUAUAAGAAAGUAAUAUUAUAAUACGUUGCCAAAAAAUAUGGAGAAUAUUUCGCCAACUUCAUUAAAUUCAAUAAAAAAAAAAAAAUUGAUUAAACUAACUAACUGUAACUAAUGGUUAGAAUUAGAAAUGCGUUUUACCAUAUGUAGCAAGAAGCGUAUAGAACAGGCUCUCUAUUUUCUAUCUUACAACAAAAUGUUUUACUAUUAAAUUAGAAGCAAAUUUUCUGGCAAACGGGACGGCAUUUUUCAUUCCUCCCUUUGUUUUUUGAAUGUUUUCACAUGGCCCCCUUAAAUAGAUCUCCUCCGUAUACGAAAAACUUUUACUCUCUUUUGUAACAAAAAAUAUAUAUAUAUAUGUGAAGCAAUUAUCGGAA